Neurospora tetraspora is the source of this 1512-nucleotide messenger RNA. RefSeq lists its product as uncharacterized. Gene Ontology annotation, molecular function: 3-oxo-5-alpha-steroid 4-dehydrogenase activity. Gene Ontology annotation, cellular component: endoplasmic reticulum. Gene Ontology annotation, biological process: dolichol-linked oligosaccharide biosynthetic process; polyprenol catabolic process. The transcript has 4 exons. Bases 1 to 1512 code for a protein of 503 amino acids. NCBI's taxonomy places the organism in Eukaryota, Fungi, Ascomycota, Sordariomycetes, Sordariales, Sordariaceae. The record is from RefSeq and is a predicted model, not a curated record.
AUGAAAGACUUGUGGAAGCCAUUACUCGACAACAACACUGCACUAGCAGCGCUUCUACAGACUCUUACCGAAAUCACCCCCUCACAAUGGUGCCAAGCCUAUUACCUCUUUGCUGCGGGCGCGGUGGUGGCUGUCGCGGCUAUGCCCAAGGAGGUGAGGAGGUUGUUGGUUGAUUAUGGAGCGAGGAAAUCUCAGUCCUCCGAGUCCAACUUAUCUCAGUCUCAGUCUGGUGGAGCUGUGUCUGAAGCAGGAGGGAAGGAGAAGGGGAAGAACGACACCAGCAGGAGGGAAGCCAAAGGCAAAGAAGCUAAAGCCAAGGAGAAUGGUUACGGAAAGUGGCUGCUCUCACUAAUCAACACACUCACCUCUUACGGCCAAGUUCCGCACUCAUGGUUUAUCACGUUUUACGUGGCUUCCGUGGUAUGCUCGCUGAUAUGGCUUUGGCAGUUUGUUGGUGAUGGAUGGUUGUUGAGGACAGUUGCAUCUAGUCAAACUCAAGCCCGGCAUGCCUCCUCUCCGACUCCGGCGAAGGGAAGUAGUAACGAAGGAGGAGGAGGAGCGGGAGGAGAAUGGUCUUCUUCAGUUACAGUUACUCUCGGCCAAGUCGGCCUGGCUUGGACCAUGAUGUUCCUCCAGGGAAGCAGGCGGCUGUAUGAGGACUCGUUAGUGCACGGAAAGUCCAAGUCUACCAUGUGGAUCGUGCAUUGGGUUUUGGGAUUGAGUUAUUAUCUGUUUACUAGUGUGGCUGUUUGGGUUGAGGAAUCUGGAGCCAUCGACUACGCCAUGCCAUUCUUCAAGACGCUGGUUGCUAUCGUCAUAUUCCUCUACGCUUCGAUCAACCAGUACAGAUGUCACAGGCACCUCGCCGGGUUGAAGAAGUAUUCCCUUCCUGAACUGGGCCUGUUCCGCCACCUGAUUUGUCCUCACUACUUUUGCGAAUGCCUGGUCUACCUUUCACUCGCGAUCGUUGCCGCUCCCAAGGGAGAGCUGCUCAACAAGACGCUCCUGUGUGCUUUGGCGUUUGUGGUGGUCAACCUCGGGGUGACGGCGUCAGGAACGCGGAAGUGGUACGCCGAGAAGUUUGGGAGCAGGGCGAACAUCGCGAUACGUGAGGCUGACCCGAACUCCCCUCUGGUUUUCCCCAUUCUCGUACAGCGAUGGCUCGCGGAGGAGACUCCAGUUUGCAAUGGUCUUCGACGACAUGUUCACGUCGGCCGAAAGAGGGUCAAUGCCAUGGAGGAUCCUCCACACAGGCUCCGGAUCAAGGGCCCCGUCUUCCUUGGCCUUGUAGAGGUUGAGACACAGACUAGAUCCGAGACUCACUGUGCAGACCACGGGGUGGUAUGCCGCUCCGUCCUUGUGCGGCAUGAUGCCCGUGUUGGGAGGAUAUUCGUUGAUAAGGACGUGGUUGGGUCGGCCGUGGGGGCUAUCCGCAAAGAUGUGCUGCUGCUUCUUCUCUUUGUCAUCGUCACUGCUAUCGGACGAGGACGGCGAUACUGGGACCGAGAGUAA